AUGUCCAACCAAACAGCUCCCAGCGAAGCUGCUAACAAAUCUCGACUCGCUGUCGUAUUACGCAAACUCAGCGCUCUCACGCAGCGGCCCGAACCGAAGAAGUACCCGUCGAUUGCUUCUAUCCCCUACACGUCAGCCGAACGUCUAGCGCAAGCUGCUGAAGAUUACGUUGUCGAUCGCGAUCAUCCAGCUCCCAAGACCUAUCUCUACCUCGCUUAUGGAUCCAACCUCGCUGCCGAGACGUUCCUGGGCGUGCGUGGAAUCCGUCCGCUUUCGCAAGUGAAUGUUUCAGUGCCGACAUUGGAGCUCACGUUCAGCUUGCCCGGAAUCCCCUAUCGAGAGCCGUGUUUCGCAAAUGUCGACUACCGAAAGCUUCCUGACAAGCCAAAGCUGCCCCCAAAGGUGCCGAUUCCACCUUUCGAUCCCCCACAACCACCUCACUCGGAGUCGAUGAAGUGGGAUGAAGGUCUCAUUGGCGUGGUAUACGAAGUGACAGAGCAAGAUUACGGCACCAUCAUCCGCACUGAGGGUGGUGGAGCGGGUUACAAGGAGAUUGUCGUACCUUGUGUUCCCCUGCCACCAAAGGUCUCGAUCCCUGAGAAGCCAUUCCCAGACAUCCCCAGACCCUUUAUGUCACGAACGCUUUUUGCACCUCAGAUUCCCGACAAGGAUCUGCCAGAUGACCCUCGCAAGAAGAAGUGGUGGUAUCCAAUCUUGGUUGCACCUCCGCGUGAGCCUGGCUACGCAGAAGCCAGCGCGCGCUACCUCAAUCUCAUCAAGGAUGGCGCUAAAGAACACGAGCUUCCUGACGGAUAUCAGCGUUGGCUGCAUUCGCUACAGCCCUACACGAUAACGACUUUGCGACAGAGGAUUGGAGCAUUUCUGUUUUUGUUCUUUAGCGGCCUUUUCUUCGUCACCAUUAUCAUGAUGUCCAAGGUUUUUGCUGACAAGUCUGGCAAAGUACCUCAAUGGCUAGCUGUCACCAUGACUGUGACGUUCAAUGUGACGUGGAUGAUUUACGACAAGUUUUUUAAGCCUGUUUUUGGAAAUGGCGAGAGAACUGAGGAGAAGGACACACGAAAGUUGUCUACUCGGGUGCGUUCCAUGUCGGGCGGUAUGCUUGAUCUUUAUCCAUCCGCAGAUGAAGAGAAGGCAGCAUUGUUGAAGGCGCUGAACGUAAACAACUGA
This is a messenger RNA of Fusarium pseudograminearum CS3096, 1188 nucleotides long. RefSeq lists its product as uncharacterized. Gene Ontology annotation, molecular function: gamma-glutamylcyclotransferase activity. The record is from RefSeq and is a predicted model, not a curated record. Bases 1 to 1188 code for a protein of 395 amino acids. Lineage: Eukaryota; Fungi; Ascomycota; Sordariomycetes; Hypocreales; Nectriaceae. The transcript has a single exon.